AUGGCCUUCUCCGCACUCUCCCGUCUGUACUCGAGCCUAGUCGCUUACUGCACCACUGAAAAGCUCGUCCAUGAAGAAGCCGCCAAGAUAGAGGAGAUGAUCGGGAGAGCGCCGCAGCACGAAAUUGAGCAAAGGAUAGAAGCAAUCAAAGAGAUUGCACCCACGGCCAUCGGCAAGUCUCACUACUUGAGUUACUUGUACCAUCUGCACCACCGCGAGUACGACGGGGCAAUGGAUUCAUUGCAUGCCUACUUUGACACUAGUAUGCGGGUAUGCCUUCGAUAUCUUGUCGCCUCGCGACCACAACUGGGCCUUCAGCGCAUCCUCACACUUCUUCAGGACAACGAAGUGGUUUCUGUCGUGGAUGAUCCGGACGAUCCGUCAAGCGCGCAGCUGAUCAAGACCAAGAGCACGUUGCCCUACGCAAUUCUUAAUCUCGUUUCGACGCACUAUCGGUUCGGGCACUACGAACAGGCUCUUGAUGAGAGGAACGACGAGGACUGCCUGGCAUUCGCUCUUAUGUGGCUGUGCCGCUUGACGGAGGCCCAGAUCUUCGCCUUUGAAGAGAACGACACAAAUUCUGAAGAGGUGAAAGGGAACCGACACGAACAAGGUCGCUCAGCCCGCCAGACACGGGAUCGCAUCCGGCCGAGCACGAAGCGAAAGACGAAUGCGACGGAGACCAAGGCCGCAGAUGACAAGCUCAAGCAAUUACUCGAACGCUGCGUCGCGCGAGCGAAGGAACUGCACAACCAGCACCUUUACUCGCUCAGCUCUCUGGCGCUGGCCAAGUACAACCUCUUCCAUGCUACAAGCCGACCUCGACUUCCAGGCCUGCCCUCUUCGACAGCCAACAUGGGCACGUUCCCGUUGAGAGUCAAGGAACUGAUAGAGGCGAGCAUGUCUGCCAACAUGAACAACUCGUUCGCGGACCUCAUGAACGCAGGCCAUUUCCUGAAGAUGGGAAUGUGGGAUUUCUAUGGGCACAAGGAGCUCGCUAUGCUAUCGUCGCAGAUCGUGCUCGAAAACUACGGAGACAAGGCAGAGAUUGAGAGCACUUGCGCCGCGUAUUGCCAUCUAGCUGCGCUGGAGUGCAUGCACACUGACAACGGCACCUUGACCUUGCAGCAUGCAUGGGAGGGCGAUAUGCACGGCGCUCUGGGCGUGCUCGCCGAGGCUCACCUGCGAUUCCCUGUGGGGAGCGCCCGGCACCAUUGGGCCAUCCACGCCGCUCACAUCCUGCACGAAUGGUUCCUGCGAAGGUGCGAGUACUCGCGCUGCCAAGUGCUGGUGGACAAGGCAAAGGCCAUGGCUGCUACGAACGGGGACUGGACAGCAGCGGCAGAGGCCCUGCAUCUCUCCGCUCUGCUCAUGAUCGCUCGAGGACAGCUGUCUGAGGCGUUUGGUGUUGUGAACAAGCUCAUCGGCAAGUGCAAGAAGAAGAACAUGGAGGUGCAGAGCAUUGCCUACCUGCUGACGCUGGCACAGAUCCACCAGAAGUCCGGAAAUCCGGUGGCUGCCUUGACCUCCGUGCUCAGCUGCCUCACGCAGUCGGAGAAUCUCAACCUGGAUAACUUGUUCGUCAUGUCCACCGUGCGCCUGGCCGAGAUCCACCUACAGCUGGGGAACGCCCAGAAGGCCCUGACCUCCCUACACUCCGUGCUCCCGCAGGUGAUGCAGCACUGCCCUCUCCACGUCAAAGCUGACACGUUCUUGCUCAUGGCCAAGUGUCACUUGUACAUGCUGAAGCCGCAACAAGGCCACGUGGUCGACGUGCUGGGUCUCCUUGAGAAGGCGCUCGCGUGCUACAGGCCGCUGCAGGACGUCGACAAGCAGAUCGAGACACACUACCUGCUGGCGCGCGUCCAGCAUGAGGCCGGGCUCAUCGAGGAGCGCAACCGGUCGUCGGCCCACUUCAAGCGGCAGAUGAAGCGCAAGCAGGAGGCCAUACGACACACGACCGACAUGUUGGGCCUCUACCACCUCGACGACCCUUCGUUCACGUUCGGCCUCUGCGCCCAGCUUCUGCUCGACCACACCGCCGACCAAUAG
Acanthamoeba castellanii str. Neff is the source of this 2052-nucleotide messenger RNA. RefSeq lists its product as uncharacterized. Gene Ontology annotation, cellular component: anaphase-promoting complex. The record is from RefSeq and is a predicted model, not a curated record. Lineage: Eukaryota; Discosea; Longamoebia; Acanthamoebidae. Gene Ontology annotation, biological process: anaphase-promoting complex-dependent catabolic process; positive regulation of mitotic metaphase/anaphase transition; protein K11-linked ubiquitination. Gene Ontology annotation, molecular function: protein binding. Bases 1 to 2052 code for a protein of 683 amino acids. The transcript has 12 exons.